AUGUCUGCGGCCCCACUGCAGAUUGUCAACGAAAGGCACCUUAAUACGCGCACCAAUGCUGUUUUCACGCCCACUAAACACACAGCUGGCAAAGAAAAUCAACAUCUGAGCAGCAAUAAGCGGCUUGACCAUAACAAUGACCAGCAUAGGCAGCCAGCUCAAAAGAAGAAGAAAGAGAAGCUGUCUGCACUAUGCAAAACCCCGCCAUCUUUGAUUAAAACAAGAGGCAGAGACUACCAUAGGGGCCAUUUCCUAGGAGAGGGAGGAUUUGCGAGGUGCUUUCAAAUCAAAGACGAUAGCGGUAAAAUCUUUGCUGCCAAAACUGUUGCGAAAAUCUCUAUAAAGUCUGAAAAGACGAGAAAGAAACUCUUGUCGGAGAUACAGAUCCACAAGAGUAUGAGGCAUUUCAACAUAGUACAGUUUAUCGAUUGUUUUGAAGAUGACACCAAUGUCUAUAUCUUGCUGGAGAUUUGCCCUAACGGGUCCCUAAUGGACCUCUUGAAAAGACGAAAAGUACUGACAGAACCUGAAGUGCGGUUUUUUACUACUCAAAUUGUUGGUGCUGUGAAGUACAUGCAUAGUAGACGUGUUAUUCAUAGGGAUUUGAAGUUAGGCAAUAUCUUCUUUGACAAGCAUUACAAUUUGAAAAUUGGUGACUUUGGACUAGCGGCUGUCCUAGCAAACGACAGGGAGCGUAAAUACACUGUUUGUGGUACGCCAAAUUAUAUUGCCCCUGAAGUCUUGACUGGGAAACACACGGGCCACUCUUACGAGGUUGACAUAUGGUCAUGCGGUGUUAUGAUAUAUGCCCUUUUAAUUGGGAAGCCGCCAUUUCAAGCAAAAGAAGUCAAUAUUAUCUACGAACGAAUCAAAUGUGGGGAUUAUGUUUUUCCAAGGGACAAAUGCAUUUCCCAGGAGGCCCUAACUCUGAUUAGGGAUAUUUUAUCGAUCGACCCACUCGAACGACCUUCACUUGACGAAAUCAUCGAUUAUGUGUGGUUCAGAGGCAUUUUCCCUCCUCGAAUUGAUGCAAGCGUCUUGAGCUCGGCACCAUCAUAUGAGAAUUUAGAUGCUGCUCAAUCACUAGCUAAUUUCAAAAACUGCAUGGCACAUUCAGGACUGUUAAGUGGCUCUUCAUCCUCGACCAAAGAUCCAAUCAGGAUGGUGAAAACAGAUCUGGAGCAAGAGAAGAGUAGAACUAUUUUGCCUCAGUCGCUGUCUCCUGGUGGAACCAAGAAUAAAUACCAGGAGGUUGUGGACCUUGAUGCCCAACGAAAGCUGAAUGACUUAGCACGCGAAGCAAGGGUUAGAAGAGCUCAGCAGGCUACUAUUAAAAAGGACCUCGUGGCGACUUCUACAAACGCAAUCAAAUCAGAGAUAUCUCUGAGGAUAUUGGCAAGUGAAUGUCAUUUAACCUUGAACGGAAUUCUUGAGGCAGAAGCACAAAAGCGGAUGGGUGGCUUGCCCAAAUCAAGGCUUCCGAAAUUGAAAAAUCCGAUUGUUGUGACAAAAUGGGUUGACUACUCUAAUAAGCAUGGCUUUUCAUACCAGCUUUCCACAGAUGAUAUUGGCGUGCUUUUUAAUAAUGGGACGACAGUGCUAAGAUUAGCUGAUGCUGAAGAGUUCUGGUACAUAAGCUAUGACGACAGAGAAGGGUGGGUAGCAAGCCACUACAAUCUAGCGGAAAGGCCACACGAGCUAGCGAGGCACCUAGAGGUCGUGGACUUCUUUUCAAAAUACAUGAAGGCGAACUUGAGCAGGAUCUCGACUUUCGUCCGUGAGGAAUACCAUAAGGACGACGUCUUCCUCAGAAGAUACACACGUUAUAAACAGUACGUUAUGUUUGAGCUGAGUGAUGGAACAUUUCAGUUUAAUUUCAAAGAUCACCACAAAUUUGCAGUAUCUGAAGGUGGUUCGCUAAUAACCUACAUUUCACCGGACCGCGAGAGCUGUACUUUCCCCACCGUGGAGCUUCUGAAAACUGGAGAAAUACCGAACCACCCAGAAAUCAACUUCACAGAUAAACUAUUCAUGAUUAAGGAGGGGUUGAAACAGAAAGCGUCAAUUGUGUCCAUUACCCAAUCUCAACUAUAA
This is a messenger RNA of Lachancea thermotolerans CBS 6340, 2094 nucleotides long. It is a transcript of the gene CDC5, whose product is annotated as polo kinase CDC5. The transcript has a single exon. Gene Ontology annotation, molecular function: ATP binding; protein kinase activity; protein binding. The record is from RefSeq and is a predicted model, not a curated record. Gene Ontology annotation, biological process: regulation of protein localization to mitotic spindle pole body; protein phosphorylation; mitotic cell cycle. NCBI's taxonomy places the organism in Eukaryota, Fungi, Ascomycota, Saccharomycetes, Saccharomycetales, Saccharomycetaceae. Bases 1 to 2094 code for a protein of 697 amino acids. Gene Ontology annotation, cellular component: nucleus; centrosome; cytoplasm.